Molecule: messenger RNA, 4016 nt
Organism: Austrofundulus limnaeus
Lineage: Eukaryota; Metazoa; Chordata; Actinopteri; Cyprinodontiformes; Rivulidae
Gene: maml3
Product: mastermind-like transcriptional coactivator 3
Biological process (GO): positive regulation of transcription of Notch receptor target; Notch signaling pathway
Cellular component (GO): nuclear speck; nucleoplasm
Molecular function (GO): transcription coactivator activity
Source: RefSeq, a predicted model, not a curated record
GCACAUCAUGUGAGAUAUGCAAGUUCUGUGGGAAACUCCGGAGCGUGUUCGGUGUAGGCAGCAAAACUUUUUCUCGGAGGACGACACCGAAGGACGGGGAGCGGAGAGCAGCCGCCGCUGCUGCURCUCCGGAGCGGGACGGUUCGUGUCCGAAUGACCGCCCGCUUUUUACAGCUUUUUUCCCCCCUGAGGAGUUUUUGUUGUUGUUGCUAGCAGCGUGGCAGCGGCUCGAGGCUUGUUUUGGUUGCAUUUAGGARAAGAAGAAGGCGGCUCGCUGCCCUUUAAACCCCUCCGCCUCGGCGGCUCUUCCGGAGGGAUUCGAGCGGACAGAGGGAGCGAGGACGCCCGGGUGGAGGUGGAGGCGGAGGCGCUGAGCUCGACCUGACUUGGGAGAAAAAGUUCCUCCAAAAUAGCAGCCACGAGUCGCCGCGGUGAUGGGGGACUUCGCCUCCCCCGCCGUCGGACCCAGCGGCAGUCUCUGCAUCAACAGCGGCAUGAACCCGGSCAGCGGAGCCGUGGUGCCCGCCGGAGUCGUGGGCAUACCUAAGCACAGCACCGUGGUGGAGCGGCUGAGGCAGCGGAUAGAGGGCUGCCGGAGGCACCACAACAUCUGCGAGACCAGGUACCAGCAAGCCCACUACGAGCAGCUGGAGCUCGACCGGAGGGAGACCGUCCACCUGUACCAGCGGACCCUGGAGCAAAGGGCCAAGAAGUCCGGCGGCGGAGGCAGCAAGCAGCCGCAGAGCAAGCAGCAGGACCCGGACUCUGCGUCCUCCACGGAGCAGAAAAACAACGCGCGCAUAGUGCUCCAGGAGAGUGUGAAGAGGAAGCUGGACAACGCUCGGUCGCCCCUGAAUGGAGACCAGAACGGCAUCUGYGACAGACGCAGCUACUCACCGACUCCCAAGCGGGUUCUGAAAGAGAGCUCGGUUUUGGACUCUCUAACAGGCCUCCCUAAGAACAAUAACAGUCUACCGCCCAUCUCUCCGCUGCAUCACCAAAUGGACAUUAAGCCCCUACUUGAUGGGCCCAACACCUCCAGCGCAAACAACACUACAAACAGCAACGGCACCCACACGGGUCGAGCGUCGGACGAGCUGGGGAAGAGCGACGGCAUCCAUCACCCGGACGUGAACCUGAACUCUUCUCUGGACUUGGAGGACAGUCUCGGCCUCCUCAAGGACCUAAAACAGGAGCCGCUGGACGACGGGGGUGGCAUCGAGUCCACCGAUCCCCAGUCCCUCUCCAAUCAGAACAAACUGUUCUCGGACAUCAACCUCAACGACCAGGAGUGGCAGGAGCUGAUCGACGAGCUGGCCAACACRGUGCCCGAGGACGACAUGCACGACCUCUUCAACGAGGACUUCGAGGACAAGAAGGAGGUGGAGUUUGGCAGGCCGGCCAACAAUCAGACRCCAGGUCCGCAGGACGCGGUGGGGACUACGACCACGCCCGGAGGAGGGGCRGCGCCCACCACUCCUCUGCCUCCGCCUCCUCCUCAGCCUCCACAGGGAGGCCCGCAGGUUCCCAUUGGGUCACCGCAGGUUCGACCUUCAUCCUCCGGCCCUCAGUUUGCAACCACUGCCAACGGAACCCCCCCUCAGCAGCCCCUGCAGCAGUCUCCAGCCGUGGCCAUGCCAUCAGGUUCCCCGCUACACAACUGUGUCGCCCGGUCUCCUCAGACCCCGACCCAGGCCCAGACGCAAGCCGUCUCCAGGCCUGGGAACGGAUACAUGAUGAACCCGGGCGGUCCGGUGGGUCAGACGGGGACGGGAGGGGGCGGAGGGGYGGGUGGCGGCGGCCCCGGGGGGCAGCCUUUAGGUCCAGUCACACCCGAACUUUCUAAAGCGGAGCAGCUCAAGGCGAUGGCCCAGCACCACGCUCACGCUAAAAUGUUGCAGCAGAAGCAGCAGAAACAAGCAGCUAACUGGUCCCCUGCAGGGGCCCCAACAAGCCCCUACAACUCCGGUCCCUUUAACCAAGACAAACCCAACAGCCCGAUGAUGUACCCGCCGCAAGCCUUUAACACGCCGCAGGCCCCCAUGAACAACUACCUCCCUCACAACCACAUCGGCAUGAUGGGCCAGCAGCAGCCAAACAGCAUAAGCCAGAACGCCAUGUCCAAACAGCAGCAGCAGACCGCCACCAUGCUGUCGUACAACAACACCAAACCGCUGAGUCACUUCAGUGGCGGCGGCGUGGACCACAUGAGUCAGAGGAUGACUCCGCCCAUGGGAGGGAACGGUCAGGUCAAGAACCCCAUGAUGACGCCCUUUAUGGGUGGCGCAGGAGGUGGCGGGCAGGGAGCCGGGCCGGGACAGACGGGGGGGCCCAUCCCAGGACAGACAGCCCACCUGGGGGAAGAACAAAAGAGGAUGUUGAUGAUGAAGCAGAAAGUGUUGAACCAGAACCUACCCUACGGCGCCAUGCAGUCCCACGGACAGGAACAAGGUGUGGUGGGAAUGUCGCGGCCACCCGGAGCCAUACCCCCUCCUCACCCGGCGGGGGGCGUCGCCUCCGGGGUGGGGCCCAACCAGGGGUCGGGUCCACCUUCGAACUACCCCGGCAACCAGCAGCAGGUGAUGAUGAAGCACAUAAUGGUGAUGGAGAAGAGGAUGCAGAUGAUGGAGCAGCACAAACAGCAGAUCUUACGGGAGCAGAGGCAGCAGCAGCAGCAGCAGCUCCUGGUCGAGCAGCUUCAGCAGCAGCAGCAUCUCCCGAGACAGAUGGGCCAAGGCCAGAGGAAUCCAUAUCCCCAAGUCAAUCAGUACCAAGGUCCUCCCCAGGAUCUGGCGUCCAGGAGUCAGUCUCUCCAAAGCAUUCGGACCUCUCGCCUCCUCCAGCAGCAGCAGCAGCAGCAGAUGGUCCAGAUGAAUUCUGUUCAGGGCCAAGGAGGCUCUGUGGGACCCCAGACCGACAUGGGACUACCGUAUGGUGCCCAGGGGUCCAACCAGGGUUCCCUGUACGGACUCAGCUCCAUGAGCCAGAUGAUCCACCAGCAGCAGAACCAAAGCGUCCAAGCCUCAAUGGGUCUUCCACCGCAGCACAACCCCUCCGGAGGGCCGCCCCGGCAGGCAGGUGCAGGUCCCGGUCCUGGUCUGGGAGGCAUGCCUGGGGGCCCCGGGAGCGGUGCAGCCGGCGGGUAUGGAGGACAGGGCAUGAUGAUSAACUCCAUGACCCAGCAGCCCCUCAAAGGCCCCCCGACUGCUAAAGCCCAGACCCAGAGACUGCAGAGCAUGCUGGGAGCUGGAGGCGGCAGCGGGGSGAUGGCGGCGGGUGGCUGGCCACAGCAGCAGGGACAGAGUCUGCAGGCCAUGGGAGGAGGAGUGGGAAGGACUACAGGAGGAGGUGGGGGGGACAUGGUGGGCUUCAGUUCCUCCCAGGGUUACGGGAUGCAGCCGGGUCAGCCCCCGCGCAUGGCCAAGCAACACUUUCCAGGAGCCGGGCAGGCGAGUCAGGGCRUGGACCCUAGGGUGGGCAACCCCGCUGCAGGCAUGGGCAGCCCCAUGAUUGGCCCUCACAUGGGGGGUCAACCCAGGACCAACCAGCCCCGACCCAUGGUCUUGAGCCAGGGGAUGAACCAGGGGAUGAUGGGUCAGGGGAUGUCUGGGAUGGGGGGUUUCGGUCCGGGCCCUGGAGGCCCAGGAAUAGGGGCAGGAGGAGGUGGAGGUGGUGGACCCUACGGACCAGCGGGAGUUGGCGGUCAGCCUCAGGGCUACCAAAGGACAGCCAAUCAGGACAUGUCUUCUUAUGGAUACGGGGGCGGGCCCUCAGGCGGGGGAGCGUUCGGGUUGGGCGACGGCUCGGGGGCGGAGCUGGACUCGAGCGACGGUUGGAUGGACGAACUUUUCCAGAACCAAUAGCCAACGGGGAAACUUUCCCCAAACAGAACUGAACCUUGUAGUCGGACAAACCCUGAAAAAAAAAAAGAAAACAAAAAGGAUGAGAAGAGAAGAAGAGGCAUGUUUUGUUUUGUAAAACAUGAGAAAGGUUAUAAAUGAGUUCCUGUGUUCUUA